This is a messenger RNA of Mus pahari (shrew mouse), 2431 nucleotides long. It is a transcript of the gene Cdca7, whose product is annotated as cell division cycle associated 7. Gene Ontology annotation, biological process: regulation of DNA-templated transcription. The record is from RefSeq and is a predicted model, not a curated record. Gene Ontology annotation, cellular component: nucleus. The coding region runs from base 65 to 1294 and encodes 409 amino acids. Lineage: Eukaryota; Metazoa; Chordata; Mammalia; Rodentia; Muridae. The transcript has 10 exons.
UCUGAGUGCUGGUGUGUUCCGACGAACUGUCCCCGUUCCGAGUGCCUGGCUACCCGCCGCCAGCAUGGAGGCUCGCCGCGCGCGGCAAAAGGCUCUCAAAGUAAAGAACUUAAAGAAUGUCAGAUACAUGAAGUUGAUUUCCAUGGAGACAUCCUCAUCCUCCGAUGACAGUUGUGACAGCUUUGCUUCUGAUAAUUUUGCAAACACAAAACCAAGGCCAGAUACCACUAAGGACUUGGCCAACAUUUUUCAUGCCGACUCUGACGAUGAAUCAUUUUGCGGUUUUUCAGAGAGUGAGAUACAAGAUGGAAUGAGACUGCAGUUCAACAGGGAAGGCUGCAGGACCCGAAGUCAGUGCCGCCACUCCGGGCCUCUCAGGGCAGCAGUGAAGUUCCCACCACGAAAUACCCCGAGGGCUGCUAACAAAAAAGCAGCACCCCCCAAGCCCUCUGAGAGCUCUGCAAAUGAUUCCCAUUCUGACUCUGAAGCAGAAGAUGGCAUGAACUUUCUGGAGAAGAGGGCCUUGAAUAUAAAGCAGAACAAAGCAAUGCUUGCAAAACUCAUGUCAGAAUUAGAAAGCUUCCCUGGCUUGUUCUCUGGAAGACAUUCCCUCCCAGGCCACAGAACCAGAAAUUCAAAGUCACCGAGAAGACGCACAUUCCCAGGUGUGGCUUCCAGAAGGAACCCAGAACGGAGAACUCGACCUCUCACCAGGUCAAGGUCCCGGAUCCUGGGCUCCUUGGGUGCCCUGCCCACGGAAGAGGAGGAGGAAGAGGAGGAAGAAGAGGAUAAGUACAUGCUGGUGAGACAGAGGAAGUCCAUGGACAGCUACAUGAACGACGAUGAUAUGCCCAGAAGUCGGCGCCCUGGAUCCAUGACCCUUCCGCAUAUCAUCCGACCAGUAGAAGAAGUCACAGAGGAAGAGAUUAGGAACAUCUGCAGCAACUCGAGAGAGAAGAUUUACAACCGAUCUCUGGGUUCUACCUGUCAUCAGUGUCGCCAGAAAACCACUGACACCAAAACCAACUGCCGAAACCCAGACUGCUGGGGCAUCCGGGGCCAGUUCUGUGGUCCCUGCCUUCGAAACCGCUAUGGCGAGGAGGUCAAGGAUGCUCUGCUGGAUCCGAACUGGCACUGCCCACCUUGUCGAGGAAUUUGCAACUGCAGCUUCUGCCGCCAGCGUGAUGGGCGGUGCGCCACUGGAGUCCUGGUGUAUCUAGCAAAGUAUCACGGCUUUGGGAAUGUUCAUGCUUACUUGAAAAGUCUGAAGCAGGAAUUUGAAAUGCAAGCAUAGAGCCUGAAGAUUAUCUGCCUGCCUUCGGCCUCUGAAGGCCCUCUUGUUCUUGACAUUGUUGUUGAUGGAGACCUGAGUAAGAAUCUCGGCCAUCGGUCGCGUUGAUCUCGUAGCUCACACUUUUUUCUCUGCCCGCCUUCGGCCUCUGAAGGCCUUCUUGUUCUUGACAUUGUCGUUGAUGGAAACCUGAGUAAGAAUCUUGGCCAUCGGUCGCGUUGAUCUCGUAGCUCACAUUUGUUUCUGAUGCAUCAUGGAAGGCAUGCUACUCCUUAUGUUUCAGCGAUAUGUAGUGUCUCAGAGCUCACCCCGGCCCCACCUUGUAGCCUCCCUGGUCUUAUGCCACCGCUUAGAUUCUGAGCUAUCUUCAAGUGGCAGCUUGAGAAUUUGUUUGAUCAGGACAUACCCAAGCACUUUGGGGUACAGUGGUAUUGUGAAGCAACGGUUGUGAUGAAUUGUAGAGAAGAGCCCUUUAACUUGUUUACACAGAAUCAACACACACGGUUUAGUGUCUAGUGUUUGUAUUGGCUGAUGUUUUAAAUGGAAAGGCCAAGGCACAAAGGGCUGGAAACCAUGAGGACAAAUUAGGUAGUUGUUGUAAACUGGAAUAUGGCCACAUUGGAUGGCUUUCUGGAGAAAUACAGCUCUUGGGUGCGGUGCUCAGUGUACACCUUGUCACAGCUGACACCAUUGCUGCUGUCCUCUGGCUUACCCAGUCACCCAAAGGUUUGUGGUAACGUGGUACCAUAAUUACUUAAAUUGCCAUAGAAAAGGCAUUCUGGGAAGAUAAAGAUGAUAGCUCUGCAACGGGUUGAUUUGAAAUCUUGGUGUUCUGCUUCAGAAACUUAACCUUCAUAAUGUCACUUUAGAUCCUGGCAGUUUCCUUAAGAAGUAACCCUGGGGUUGUGUCCAGGGCUUCUAAACACUUUUGGAAUGAUGGGAAGUGGCCUUUUAGAGAUGGGUGGCUUUGAACCACUUUCCCUCCCCUUUCCCUACCGGUGGGUCAUUCAGUCCUGGUGACUAAGUGACUGAGUCCGUCACCUGUGUAGCCUGUCAGCUGUGCCUACUCUGUACUCUGUCUGUGAUGCUCAGUUGGAACUUGAAUUGUUCAGUGUAAAUACAGCUUUUUGUUCUGUAAUA